This is a messenger RNA of Lycium barbarum (goji berry), 2071 nucleotides long. RefSeq names its product polygalacturonase QRT2-like. Lineage: Eukaryota; Viridiplantae; Streptophyta; Magnoliopsida; Solanales; Solanaceae. The record is from RefSeq and is a predicted model, not a curated record. The transcript has 10 exons. Gene Ontology annotation, molecular function: polygalacturonase activity. The coding region runs from base 812 to 1822 and encodes 336 amino acids. Gene Ontology annotation, biological process: carbohydrate metabolic process.
UAUAAGUAUCUCCCACUUCUGCUCUUUACACAAAGAAAAUCAAUUCAUUCAAGAUCAUGCACACUUGCCAUUAUAAUCACCAGGUUUAAAUGUGUUCCUCUAACUCUUCAUAUAGCAUGAAAACUUUGGCUCUCUUAUUCAUUUUAAUUGGCUUGACAAAUUCAAGAAUAUAUAGUGCAAGUAUAAUAGGAUAUGCAGGCAGUUUUAAUGUCCUGGAUUAUGGAGCUGCUGCUGAUGGCAUUACAGAUGAUUCUCAAUUAAGUCUUCUUAUAUUUUUGUUCCUUUGUUUUGUUGUUAGCUUCCCACCCGAUGCCUGAUACCUGAAUUGGCGCCCUGAAUAAUUCGAAUUCGUGACGCAAAAGGCCUAUUAAAGGGGGAAGCGCCUCCUGGUUGGAUUUCCACUUGGUGUCCGGUAGUUGCAUUAGGGCCAUGACUAAUCCGACUUUGUGCCACAUAAGGCCUGGGAAAGCGCUCUUGGUUGGUUUCCCGCCUGGUGUCUUGUAGCUACAACAGAGCCCCGACUAAUCAGGAUUCGCGCCGCAUAGGCUUGUUAAAGGGGGAAUUGCUCCCUACUAGAAUAUUUUUUCGUACUCGAUAACCCGAGACCUCUAGUUAAGUGUGGCUAGAUCCUAUCUAUCCUAACACAACCCUUGAUUAUAUUCCUUUAUUUUCCACUAAAUAUCAAAUAUAUUUAAAUUUUUUGCUCUAGUAAUUAAUAAAUUAUUUUCUUUUUAUCCAGGCAUUACUUAAUGCUUGGAAUGAUGCAUGUUCGUCAUCAGCUGGAUCUCCUGAAGUGAUUAUUCCUCAAAACAUGAUAUUUUUUCUUAGUCCUGUGACAUUGAGGGGCCCUUGCAAUUCUGAGAACAUCUAUUUUGUGAUAUCAGGUAGACUUGUGGCACCGAGCACACCUAGUAUAUGGACCGGGCAAGAUCCAAGUCAGUGGUUGGCUUUCAGAAAUGUUAGUGGUCUAAUUGUUGAUGGCUCAGGAGCCAUUGAUGGGCAGGGACAAGGAUGGUGGGAUCAAUCAUGUAGAUACCACCCUGAAAUGGAAGGAUGCACAAAAUUAGCUCCCACUGCCUGGAAGUUCAUUUUUUGCAGUCACAGCUCCAUCAGUAACAUCUAUUUUGCCAACAGUGCCCAAACUCAUAUACUUAUAGAGAGAUGCAAUGGCUUCAAAGUGGACAAUGUAAUGAUUCAAUCUCCGGGAAAUAGUCCAAAUACAGAUGGAAUUCACAUUCAGGCUUCUCAAUAUGUGGCAAUUACAAAUUCUAAAAUAAGCAGUGGGGAUGAUUGCAUUUCAAUUGGAUAUUACACUUCUAAUGUCCAAAUAUACAACAUUCAAUGUGGACCAGGUCACGGUAUAAGCAUUGGAAGCUUAGGAAAAGGGGGAAAUGUUGCUCAAGUAGAGAACAUUCAUGUGAGCAAUGCUUUCUUCUAUGGAACCACAAAUGGAGCUCGCAUCAAGACAUGGCAGGUUGGCAGAGGAUAUGUACGAGACGUCACUUUUGAGAAUCUUGAAUUUAACUCUGUCAAAAACCCCAUCAUAAUUGACCAGAAUUACUGUGAUGUUCGAGGGGCUUGCAAGGAAAUGGCAACUGGAGUGCAAAUCAGCAAUGUUGUUUACCAGAACAUAUUUGGAACAUCGAGCACAGAUAUCGCUAUAAAUUUAAACUGCAGCAAGUCAGUACCAUGUACUGAUAUAACAAUGCAACCGAUACAACUAACAUCAGCAACUCCAGGAAGGGAGGUUACAGCUUAUUGUAGGAAUGCUUAUGGCCAAGAAUAUAGUAUCGAACCUGGUCCUUGUCCCUCACAAGUUUGAGAUUUUACUUUCUCUCAACACCUACUUUUAUAUAGGGCUAACACCAACAAUUCUGUGUUGUGCGCAUAACAAGAAAAAGGAGAGGAAAAGUAAAAUAGAAUGAACAACCUUGUCACAGUUGUAGCAUCGUAAGUAUUGUACACAAUUUUUUGUUUGGCCUUUAUUUUAAACUUUAAGCUGUGUUCUGCAAUUUUUUCUAUGUUGUACCAUUGUUGAUGUUGGAUAAAAUUAAGACAUGCAUGUGACUUA